AUGGCGAAAGGAGCACGAGCGAGCACCAACAAGGCGAACAAUGUAAAGCUCAAGGCCAAUGUGUUUGGACCCGUCGAGAAUGCCAGGACCGAGCGACUGUCAGCAAAGCUUCUUGAAUUGGCCUCCCAGCCAAAACCAAAGCCUGCCAAAGCAGAGAUAGAUAUGGAUGUAGAAGGUAAUAAUCGAUUCUUGAUUUUUUGCUCCUUACAUAGAUCUAAUAUUCUCACAGCCACUGCGAAAAACGCCAAUACCGACCCCGCUACGGCAAAGCAGACCGAGGACAUGGAAAUCGAUCAAGGCACCUCAAGGCCCUCCAAAGGCCGGAUAGCCAAGAAGGUCAGGCACAAGUCCAGUCGCACAGCAUCGAUCGUCUUCCCAAAGUACAAGAACGGCGCAAGAGUUGGGAAGUCUAAAGGGAAGAAAUAG
This is a messenger RNA of Lachnellula hyalina, 426 nucleotides long. RefSeq lists its product as uncharacterized. The transcript has 2 exons. Gene Ontology annotation, cellular component: preribosome, large subunit precursor. Lineage: Eukaryota; Fungi; Ascomycota; Leotiomycetes; Helotiales; Lachnaceae. The record is from RefSeq and is a predicted model, not a curated record. The coding region runs from base 1 to 426 and encodes 141 amino acids.